Fusarium coffeatum is the source of this 852-nucleotide messenger RNA. RefSeq lists its product as uncharacterized. Lineage: Eukaryota; Fungi; Ascomycota; Sordariomycetes; Hypocreales; Nectriaceae. The coding region runs from base 1 to 852 and encodes 283 amino acids. The record is from RefSeq and is a predicted model, not a curated record. The transcript has a single exon.
AUGGCAAUGGCCAGCGCUUUAGGGGAAAACGACGGUUCCCAUUAUAGAACACCCGGAACCGCCAGAUCUUCAACAGCUGCUUCCACAACUUCCAGCUCUACCAGAAUCGCCCUCUUCAAUUCUCUCACACCAUCCAGUACAGCUCUUGUCAGCGAGUGCGCAGAUACACCUUACCGUCAAUUACCGAAAUCUCUCAAGAUAUCAUGGCAAUGGAACAAACUACGAACAUUCUUCCUCGGCACUGAAGCCAGCUCCAAGAUGUUUGCUGUAACAGAACACUCUGGAUUAUUUGGACGCACUUCUGGUGCGCCCUGCUUGCUCCUGCAUAAUGGCCCUACCGGAAAAGACGAGAUAUUAGCAGCAGCUGGUGAGACACUGCGAGAUGGUCUGUCUGACCCAGGUGUCCUCGAAAGCAUCGUCAAUGUCUCUGGGGCACCCGGAACAGACAACAGAGUCGCUACCGAGAUUGUUCAGGCACUAUAUGACGACGAAGAACAAUGCAUCGUAUUCCGAUUUGCAAUCGAGUCAAAACCAGGAGAGCUAGGACAAGACGGUAUCUUUACAAGAGAAGAGUUUGAAUGGACCAUGACACCGAUACAAGCGGCAGCAGACGCCAAAUACUGUCACGAAUUCAAGCUUUACCGUGUUGGAGAUAUCAAGGCGCCGCUCGAGUAUCUCGCUAUGGCUUCAUGGAAGGAGGCAGCAUGGAAGACCUGCAAGAUUGACUUCUCGGACAAGGGACUUCAACAAAAUUAUGGCAAUCGGUGGUCUCUUAUGGUUGUCAUGUCUGCAUUGAGGAUGUGGCAGCUUGGUCGGUCAGGACAAGCAUCACUAGAGUAUGUAUCAAAUUAA